UGGAGUUCCAUCACUACUAUGGAACACACUAGAAGGUUCAAGUUGCAGCCCAAUGUGAAUACUAAACAGGAUCCUAUUGCAAUUAAACCACUAUCUACAACACCGUCACAAAUUCUCAAAUUAAAAUAAAAAAUAAAAAGAAAUUCACCAAAAAAACCUCGACAAACAAUUUUCUUACUUUCUCUCUCCUCUCUUUCGCCUCCACCAUCUAUCCAUUUCUUCCUACAGUCGACAAAAAUUAAAUUUUAAAUAAAAAGGUUAAUAGAAUUUAUAUUCAUCCCUAAUUUUACCUCUUUUAGAUCUUCAAAAUUCAUUGAAUUCAAUCCAGAUUUUUGCAAGGAACUCUGAUUUUUACCUCCGAUUCAUCGGUAAACGCAUCGAUUUGCCGGAAAAUUGCAAUUGAUUUUGAGGAAUUAGCGGAAUUGAAAUUCUAGGGUUUGAAGAAGAGGAGAUUGAGAGAGUUGAUUGAAAAAAUUGAUAUGAGAUUUGAUGGAUGAAGAACGAUGCCGGAGCUGCGUAGUGGAGCGCGCAGAGGCCGAGCAUCGAGAAAUCCUACAGCAAACAACAAUCAGGAGGAGAUCGACGGCCAGAAAGUGACCGGAGGUAGGACACGUGGACGGCGUGGAGGAGGUGUAGCAGCAACUAGGGGAAACAAAGGAGGAUAUCGAGGUAGAGGUCGGAGGAAUAACCGGCAACCGGUGGCGGCGGUUGGUGGCGGUGUUGACGGUGAAGGUGAUGAGAAGGUUCUAGAAGAAGCUAAGGAAUCUAGCCGUAAAACGACGUCGUUGAAGGCUAGCGCAGCUGCUGAAGAAAGAGGUGGUGUAGGAUUAGGUUUAGGCGGCGGUGGUGCGGGAGAAGAGGUUGGAGAGAAAGAGAUGGAUGAGUUUGAUAGUGGCGGUAAUGCCGUCGGUCGAAGCGGCGAUAAAGGUUUGAAUGAUGAUGAUUCUUCUGCUCCUCUACCUGAGAAGGUCCAGGUUGGGGGUUCUCCAGUCUACAGGGUCGAUAGAAAGCUAGGGAAAGGUGGUUUUGGCCAAGUUUAUGUUGGUAGGCGCGCUGGUGGUAACACUAGUGAAAGGAAUGGUGCUGGAGCUUAUGAGGUAGCUCUGAAGUUUGAGCAUAGGACUAGCAAAGGUUGUAGUUAUGGGCCUCCAUAUGAGUGGCAGGUUUACAAUGCUCUUGGUGGUAGUCAUGGAGUGCCACGAGUGCAUUACAAGGGUCGGCAAGGUGACUAUUAUGUCAUGGUCAUGGAUAUGCUAGGGCCAAGUCUUUGGGAUGUUUGGAAUAGCAAUUCUCAUUCAAUGUCAAUUGAAAUGGUUGCAUGCAUUGCAAUUGAAGCAAUUUCUAUUUUGGAGAAAAUGCACUCCAGGGGUUAUGUGCAUGGAGAUGUAAAGCCUGAGAAUUUUCUGCUUGGUCCCCCUGGAACUCAUGAAGAAAAGAAAUUGUUUCUUGUUGAUCUUGGAUUAGCAACUAAAUGGAGAGAUAAUUCAACCGGGUUGCAUGUUGAAUAUGAUCAGCGGCCUGAUGUUUUCAGGGGUACUGUUCGAUAUGCUAGUGUUCACGCUCAUUUGGGAAGAACUGGAAGCCGGAGGGAUGACUUAGAAUCACUUGCAUACACACUCAUUUUUCUUCUGCGUGGCCGGCUUCCUUGGCAGGGAUAUCAGGGGGAGAACAAGGGAUUUCUUGUAUGCAAGAAGAAGAUGGCAACAUCUCCGGAAACAUUGUGCUGUUUCUGCCCCCUUCCUUUCCGCCAUUUUGUUGAGUAUGUGGUAAACUUGAAGUUUGAUGAAGAGCCUAACUAUGCGAAGUAUGUUUCUCUUUUUGAUGGGAUUGUUGGGCCAAAUCCUGACAUUAGGCCCAUUAAUACCGAUGGUGCUCAGAAGUUGAUAUUCCAAGUGGGGCAUAAGAGAGGACGUUUGACGAUGGAGGAUGAUGAUGAUGAGCAGCCAAAGAAGAAGAUUCGAAUGGGAAUGCCUGCCACUCAAUGGAUUAGUGUUUACAAUGCUCGCAGGCCAAUGAAGCAAAGGUAUCACUACAAUGUUGCAGAUAACAGGCUUUCUCAGCAUAUUGAGAAAGGAAAUGAAGAUGGCUUAUUUAUUAGUAGUGUUGCAUCUUGCUCAAGUCUUUGGGCCUUGAUAAUGGAUGCUGGCACUGGUUUUAGUUCUCAAGUUUAUGAACUUUCUCCACAUUUCCUCCACAAGGAAUGGAUUAUGGAGCAGUGGGAGAAGAACUAUUACAUUAGUGCAAUAGCAGGGGCUCAAAAUGGUAGUUCCUUGGUAGUAAUGUCUAAAGGUACUCAGUACUUACAGCAGUCUUAUAAAGUUAGUGAUGCAUUCCCUUUCAAGUGGAUUAACAAAAAGUGGCGAGAGGGUUUCUCUGUCACUUCCAUGGCUACUGCUGGUAGUAGAUGGGCAGUCGUGAUGUCCCGCGGUGCAGGGUACGCUGAUCAGGUGGUUGAGCUGGAUUUUCUGUAUCCUAGUGAGGGUAUUCACCGAAGAUGGGAUGCUGGUUAUCGUAUCACUUCUACAGCAGCAACUUUUGACCAGGCUGCUCUAGUUCUUAGUAUUCCAAGGAGGAAGCCGACAGAUGAAACCCAAGAAACUCUUCGGACUUCAGCAUUUCCUAGUACUCAUGUCAAGGAGAAAUGGGCGAAAAAUUUGUACAUUGCUUCAAUCUGUUAUGGAAGAACCGUCUCCUAAGCUGCUAACCAUUUGUCAAAUACAUAACCUAGUAGGUGUUAUUUGAAGGAUGCCAUGCACUUGCUCUUACCAGUGGCCUUCAGCAUUAAUGGCACAUUUUGAAGUUGCUGUGGCAGUUGUCUCUGUGCCUGUGAAACUGAGUCCUCAAAUUUUCAUGGAGUCUGCUGCUGAUACCUGUGCACUUGAUGUGCUGCAAUUUAUUGUUGGGUUGAUGUCUAUGAAAUUUCAUAUGCAGUGGGAUGGAGGCAUUCUGAAGAGUUUGUAUAGUCUGUGAUCUUUAGUACUGAGUUGGUGUGUGCACAGGUCAUCUUUCGGUUGUUGAAACUUUUUGGGCAAUGUGCAAUUAAAGAUUAUUCAAGGGCAUGUACCCUUUUAUCUCUUUUGAUUCAUUGGCAGUGUCUUGGACUUGAGAUUCUGUUCUGUUAUGUUCUGAUGUAGUUUGCAAGAAGAUUGACUAUUGAUUGUGUUAUGAACUAGAUGUGUAGAAAACUUUUGCCUCUCU
Chenopodium quinoa (quinoa) is the source of this 3198-nucleotide messenger RNA. Its product is annotated as casein kinase 1-like protein HD16. Gene Ontology annotation, biological process: endocytosis; signal transduction; peptidyl-serine phosphorylation. The transcript is spliced from 16 exons. Lineage: Eukaryota; Viridiplantae; Streptophyta; Magnoliopsida; Caryophyllales; Amaranthaceae. The coding region runs from base 504 to 2696 and encodes 730 amino acids. Gene Ontology annotation, molecular function: ATP binding; protein serine/threonine kinase activity. Gene Ontology annotation, cellular component: nucleus; cytoplasm. The record is from RefSeq and is a predicted model, not a curated record.